Messenger RNA from Choloepus didactylus (southern two-toed sloth), 9547 nucleotides. RefSeq names its product death inducer-obliterator 1 (gene DIDO1). NCBI's taxonomy places the organism in Eukaryota, Metazoa, Chordata, Mammalia, Pilosa, Megalonychidae. The record is from RefSeq and is a predicted model, not a curated record. Gene Ontology annotation, biological process: apoptotic signaling pathway; DNA-templated transcription. The transcript has 17 exons. Bases 1210 to 8040 code for a protein of 2276 amino acids. Gene Ontology annotation, cellular component: nucleus.
UAAGCUCUAGCUCUUCCUUCAGUAGGUCUGAUGCCGGGGUUGACAUGGGAGGAGGCAGAGGCCUGGGCAGCACUGGAUUGGGAACCCCUGGCUCUGGAAAGAUUUGACUGCGCCCUGUUGCUGGGGUUCAUGCAGCCAGGAAGGCUAAGGGCUGCUUGCCCCCCUUUCUCGCAGUGUUCCUUUCCCCCUCGUUUCUAGCAGGGAACGGGGAUGGGGUUGGUUGGGUCUCCAAGUCCGGGAGAAACCCAUGCCCAAGGCUGACGGGCUGCCCUUUCCUGGGCCCUGCCAGGCGUGCACACCCACUGGAGGACCUUGGCAUUUUGGGUCCCUGUAAGGUGUGCUGGUUCAAGAGAGCUUUGCCAGGCGUGACUGCAACCUGAGAAAUGCAAUCUGGAAAAGAGAAAAGCUGUGCUUUUUCUUCCUUUAUCCUCACUCUCCCGCCUCUGGCAUGCAAAUUUAGCCCAGUAUCUCUCAGCUGGAUUCCCCACCAGCAUGAGAAGUCUUAGAAAUGAAAUCUUGGCAAAAAUGCACCACACCUGGCUCCCUUCUACAGGAACCCUGGUGGGGGUCGGUUGUCCACACCGGGAAGGGGACCAUUCGAAGCGCCCACUUCUCAGACGCGGAUGCCGCCCCGGCCUUAACCCUUGGGGUCGGGACACCAAUCCCCUUCGCGUUCGGGAGGUGCGGAUCGGGCUGGUCGGGGUGGAGGCGCACGAACCCGGAUCCCGACCGGGGUCGGGCGGGCGCGGUCCUCCCGCCGCGAGGGGGCGCUGCUCGAAGCCGGGCCGCCCCUCUGGCCCGUGGCGUCUCGAUGGCCGGCGUCGCCCGCCGCGCCGACGCCCGCCCUCCAGCUCGCGGCUUUCGGGAGGAAAUGGCUGCGAGACCCUAGAGGCUGUGCGGCCGGCGGAGCUUACUCCAUGGGAGCAGUCUGUAGAUAAUCUGAGUUGUCGAAAACAGGAAUCCUGUUAUUUGUGAACAGUGACUGACAUCCGCAGUGUCUUGAGGCCUGGCUGUUUGUGACUUCAUUAGCCAGGAUUUUCAUAGUAUUAAGGACUUCAGAAAAAAAGUCUCCAAGGUUUCAGUGUGUUGGGCAGGGUUUCAUUCUAUACCACCCAUUCUUCUAGGAUGAAACGUGGCAUAAAUUCAGCGUCAUCAUUAGCAUUUAAAUGUGAUUGAAGCUUGGACACCUUGGAAAAGAAGUUUUAAGGUAUGGAUGAUAAAGGAGAUCCAAGCAGUGAUGAAAUGCCUAAGACCAUCAAACCCACAAGCAAGGAGUUCAGGAAAACAUGGGGUUUUCGAAGAACCACAAUUGCGAAGCGAGAGGGUGCAGGAGAUGCUGAAGCAGAUGCUCUGGAACAGCAGCCUCAGCAGCAGCAGCAGCAAAGCCUCUCCUUGCGCCGCAGUGGGAGGCAGCCGAAGCGUACCGAGAGAGUGGAAGAAUUUCUCACAACAGUUAGACGCAGAGGAAGAAGGAACGUUCCUGUCUCCCUGGAAGAUUCCAGUGAGCCCACAUCUUGUCCAGUUACGGAUGCCGAAACUGCGUCUGAGGGGAGCGUAGAAAGCGCCUCAGAAAUGAAAAGCGGUCCCAAGUCUGGUUCCACGUGUGUUAAGGAGCAGCCAGCCUCUUCUGAAAAUGCCGAAGGAGGUGAUGAUGACGAUGACGCCUCCGACAGUGACAGCGAUGGGUUGACUUUGAAAGAACUUCAGAAUCGCCUUCGGAGAAAGCGAGAACAAGAGCCGACUGACAGGCCUCUGAGAGGGAUGCGGAGCCGCCUGCGGAAGAAGCGUCGGGGGGAGGCCCCCGCCGAGACCGCUGAUGCUGAAGCAGGCCACACCAUGGAGAGCUCGCUGCCUGGGGAGCAGGAGCCCGAGCCCGGUCAGGCAGCUGUGUCCCAGGCAGCAAAAGAUAACAAAGAAAGCAGGCUGGAAGGGAAAGCGUCUGAGGGCAUUAAGGAGGAAGAACCUGGAGACGCAAUCAGACAUAGGCGUGACUGUGAGGUCUACGACCCCAACGCCCUGUACUGCCUGUGCCGGCAGCCUCAUAACAACAGGUUCAUGAUUUGCUGUGAUCGGUGUGAAGAAUGGUUUCAUGGCGACUGUGUGGGCAUUUCUGAGGCUCGAGGGAGGCUUUUGGAAAGGAAUGGGGAAGAUUAUAUCUGCCCCAAUUGCACCAUUCUGCAAGUGCAGGACGAGGCGAAUUCAGAACACACGGAUCAGCAGGACACUAAAUUUAGCCCUGGAAAUGCUGAUGGCACAGAGUUUACGAGUAUAGGAACAGUCGAACAAAAAUCUAGUGAAGACCAAGGAAUAAAGGGUAGAAUUGAGAAAGCUGCACAUCCAAGUGGCAAGAAAAAACUCAAGAUAUUUCAACCUGUUAUAGAGGCUCCCGGGGCCUCCAAGUGUAUUGGUCCUGGGUGUUCUCGUGUGGCGCAGCCUGACUCGGUUUAUUGCAGCAAUGACUGUAUUCUUAAGCAUGCUGCAGCUACCAUGAAAUUUCUAAGUUCAGGUAAAGAACAAAAACCAAAACUUAAAGAAAAGACCAAGAUGAAACCAGAAAAGCUCAGUCUUCCAAAGUGUAGCAUUCAGGCGGGCAUUAAAAUUUCUUCUAUGCACAAGAGACCAGCUCCAGACAAAAAAGAAAACAUUGUGAAGAAGACCGUGGUGGCACCUUCUAGGAAUGAAGCACUUAUUAAGGAAACAGCUUCUGAAAGCACACCAUCUUGGGCAAGCGAUCACAAUUACAAUGCAGUAAAGCCAGAAAAGACUGCUGCUCUUUCGCCGUCACUGUUGUAUAAAUCCAUGAAGGAGGACAAAAGAGCCGAGGAGAAGAUGACAGCCAGUGUUGCAGUGUCCAAGAAAAUGGUUCCUUUGGGUGCUAUAGCCAGCAAACCACCUUCUUCCUUGCCCAGAAAACUAGUUCCGAAGAAGUCACCUUCUUUGGCUCACAUGUCAGCAGCCAAACAGGCCAUGAAAAAGUCGCCCUUGGGUUUCAAGGGUUCCAUACCCAAGAGACCGUGGCUCGCAGCCCCUCCCUCGGGCAGCACCCCAACUGCCAAACAGUCAGGACUGACGCCUGUCGCUGCGGCGUCCGCUUCUAAGAAACUGCCCGGCCCUCCUGCCCUGGGUGGAGCACUCAGGAAGCCGGCGGCUGCUUCUGUCUCUGUGGCCACUCCAGCCCCAGGACGGCUCGUGGCCACUGGUCCCGCCCUGUCACAGCCAAACUCACAGAUUCGGCAAAAUAUUCGACGUUCUUUAAAAGAGAUUUUGUGGAAAAGAGUCAAUGACAGCGACGACUUGAUAAUGACAGAAAACGAAGUGGGAAAAAUUGCCCUCCACAUUGAGAAGGAGAUGUUUAACUUGUUUCAAGUUACAGAUAAUCGCUACAAGAGUAAAUACCGCAGCAUCAUGUUCAACCUCAAGGACCCUAAAAAUCAGGGGCUCUUCCAUCGUGUUCUGCGGGAAGAAAUCUCUUUGGCAAAACUUGUCAGAAUGAAGCCAGAAGAACUUGUCUCUAAGGAGCUCUCCAUGUGGAAAGAGAGACCAGCAAAAUCUGUGAUGGAAUCCAGAACUAAAUUGCUUAAUGAAAGCAGGAAGACUGCCAUUAAACAGGAAGCCAUUCCAGAUAUGGAAGAUUCUCCACCAGUAUCAGAUUCGGAUGAACAACAAGAAUUGGUUCGAGCUAUACCUGAAAAAAGUAGUGCACCUCUUCUUGAUGUCUUCAGCAGUAUGUUGAAAGACACAACAAGCCAGCACCGUGCACAUCUUUUUGAUCUAAACUGUAAAAUCUGUACAGGUCAGAUUCCCUCAGAAGAUGAACCAGCUCCAAAAAAACAAAAACUGUCGGCUUCUACUAAGAGAGAAGACCCAAAAUCCAAGUACGACAGCGCUCUCUCUGAGCCUGUCCCUAACAGAGCAGAGGAAGUGAUGCCAGAAACACUGCCCGACAUUGCGUCUGAACCAGAACUGGAAAGCACAUCUCAUCCAAACCUGGGGAGGAAUUACUUCCCUGUCCCCUCAGGAAGCAGCACCCCUGAGCCCUCCCCUUUGGAAGAGCUCCCUCCCUGCCCAGCCUCCUGUGGGGGUGGCGUGCUCACCACGGUCACGGUGUCUGGCAGGGACCCCAGGACUGCGUCAGGUGCCUCGUGUGCAGUCACGGCCCCCACAGCAGCCCCCCGCCCCAGCAGCUCUCUGGACAGCGCCCACACGGCAGAGACCAGACAAGAUGCUCCGAAGCCUGCCCUGACUUCGGUCACGAUGCCCAAGUCCAUCCUGGCUAAGCCGUCCUCUUCACCCGAUUCCAGAUACUUGUCACUUCCACCAUCCCCGAACAUCAGCAUCUCAGAGUCACGUUCCCCUCCAGAAGGAGAUACGACCCUGUUUUUGUCUCGACUCAACACCAUUUGGAAAGGAUUCAUUAACAUGCAGAGCGUGGCCAAGUUUGUCACGAAGGCAUAUCCUGUCUCUGGGUGUUUUGAUUAUCUCACUGAGGACUUGCCCGACACGAUUCACGUUGGUGGGAGGAUCGCACCGAAGACAGUCUGGGAUUAUGUUGGCAAACUCAAAUCUUCAGUUUCUAAGGAGCUGUGUCUGAUCCGUUUCCAUCCGGCAACAGAAGAGGAAGAAGUCGCUUAUAUUUCCCUCUACUCCUAUUUUAGCAGCCGCGGCCGCUUCGGUGUUGUAGCUAAUAAUAACAGGCACGUCAAGGACCUCUACCUGAUCCCCCUGAGUGCCAAGGACCCUAUUCCCUCCAAACUCUUGCCCUUCGAGGGACCAGGUCUUGAGUCACCACGUCCAAAUAUAAUCCUUGGGUUAGUAAUCUGUCAGAAAAUAAAACGUCCUUCAAAUGCUGGAGAGUUGGACAAGAUAGAGGAAAAGCGAAGCCGGCUCCAAACACAAGAAGAAGUGGAUGUUGCAGCCUACCCCAAAGUAACUGCGGCUCCUCAGCCUGAAAAGAAGCCCUCCAAGUAUCAGCUGUUCUCUGCAGACGCGGCUGCCAGCAGCACCCCCCCGGGGUCGCCGCCGCCCCCACCCCCCCUGCCGGAGCCCCCGGCAGCGCCAGCUUCCGCGUCAGUGUUAAAGAUCCUGUCGUCCCUCCGGCCCGGGGCCACAAGCACUGUCACAGCAUCAACUGCGUCAGUGGCCGUCACAGGGGCAGCCGCCUCUGCCGCCUCAUCUGCUUCCAAGACAGCUUCGCCCCUAGAACACAUCCUCCAGACUCUUUUUGGAAAAAAGAAAUCCUUCGAUCCCCCUGCCAAAGAUUCUGCUGAGUCCGCUGCAGCCUCCCACCCUGAUGCCAAAACCAAGGUGCAUGACGGGGUGUCAGGCACUCCCUUGCUAGAUCCAAUUGUCCAGCAGUUUGGUCAGUUUUCAAAAGAUAAAGCUUUGGAGGAAGAAGAGGACGACAGGCCCUAUGACCCCGAGGAGGAGUAUGAUCCUGAGCGAGCCUUCGACACCCCACUCCCGGAACGAGGGAAACGUGGGGACGCAGAAAAGGCUCCUGAACUGGCUGAGAAGGAGGAGGUGGCCUAUGACCCCGAAGACGAGACCAUCCUAGAGGAGGCCAAGGUCACCAUUGACGACCUGCCCAACAGAAUGUGUGCAGAUGUGAAAAGGAACUCCACAGAGAGGGCUGCUGAGCAUGCCGCUGAUCUCCCCACUCCCUCCUUGGUUGAACAACAGAAAAUGUUAGAGGAAUUGAACAAGCAGAUUGAGGAGCAGAAGCGACAGCUCGAGGAGCAGGAGGAGGCCCUGAGGCAGCAGAGGGCGGCAGUGGGGGCCUCCAUGGCCCACUUCUCAGUGUCAGAGGCAUUAAUGUCACCCCCACCCAAGGCCUCGCUGAGCAAGGCGGAGCUGUUCCAGCCAGAGCCACAGAUCCCAGACAAGCCCACCUUACUUCCCAGCAGCAGCCCGGCGACCCAGGGCGCCCACCCAAGCUCAGACUCGAGGCCAAGCCGAGACCCCCGGCAGGCCCGGAGGCUGGCGGCAGAGAGCAGCGAGGCUGGGGAGCUCAAGCCGCCGGCCAAUGGCUCGCACAGCGCCCCGCCUUCCCAGGACACCCCUGGGGGGGCCGACACAGCCCAGCUGCCUCUGCUGGCCCAGGAGGAGCGGGAAUUGGCACCUCCCCAGUGGGUGCCCGGUGAGAAGGCUCCACCGCUGUCCAACCACGGCGGCCAGCAGAGCGAGCGCCCGGAAGAUGCAGCCAUGCAGCUCCCCGAGAGCACCCACCCCCCGGGGGCCGGGGACGGCGCCCCCAGGCCGGUGCGCAAAGUACUGCUGCCCACGCCGCCCAGCACCGCCUUGCAGCCCAAUUUCCCUCUGCACAGCGAUGGGCAGAGUUUCAGCGCUCCCGGGGGAAGGGAGCCUCUCUCGAGCGCAGUGUUCACAUCUCAGGAGAAAUCUCUCGGUGCGUCCCAGUACGAGGAUCCAAGAAAUCUUCCGUUUCCUGAAAAAACAGACAGUGCAGGUGCUGAGGGAGAGAGAGCGCCGCAGUGCAUGCCCAGCGAGGGGGCCUCUGCGUUUCCCCCAACUGCACAGAAGGGGGGCGGCCCCCAGCCCCAGUUCCAGGGGCAGCGGGAACCCGCGCUGCGACCCUUCCCUCCAGGACUUCACGGCCCUAGUUUCCCAGCACCAAGGGGGCCGGCCCCUCCAUUUUCCGAGGAGAAUCUUAUUUCUAAUCACGAGGGUCCGAGAGGGCCUCCGCCCCCCAGGUUCGGGGCACAGAAGGGGCCGAUCCCUUCCUUGUUCUCCGGACAACAUGGGCCCCCUCCUUUCGGGGAGAACAGGGGCCCUGCACCCUCCUACCUCGGGGGGCCCCGAGCAGGAGCACCAUCCCAGUUUGAGGAGCGCAAGGAUCCCCAUGGGGAGAAGAGGGAAUUCCACGAACCCCCGUACGCCGAGCUGCCUGGUCCUCCUGCCCAGUUUGAAGGGCCCGAACAGGCCCAGUUUAUGGGGAGUCGGGGCUCCACGCCUUUCCAAUUCGGAGCCCAGAGAAGACCUCUGCUAUCGCAGUUCAAAGGACCCAGAGGCCCUCCGCCCUCUCAGUUCGGAGGUCAGCGAGGACUGCCCCCUGGCCAUUUUGUGGGCCCCAGGGGGCCCCAUCCUGGUCAGUUUGACACCGCCCGGGGCCCUCAUCCCAAUCAGUUUGAAGGACCCAGAGGCCAAGCACCAAAUUUCAUGCCAGGCCCCAGGGGAAUCCAGCCUCAGCAAUUCGAAGAGCAAAGAGUAAGUUCACCACCGAGGUUUGCAAGUCAAAGGGCGCCGGCACCCCUUCCCUUUGCUGGACCCCGGGGAUCGGCGCCCUUUUCCGAGAAAAACGAGCAGCCGCCUUCACGGUUUCACUUCCAGGGGCAGCCGCCGCCGGUGAUGAAGCCCGGCCCGCGGCCGCUGCUGGAGCUCCCCAGCCACCCGCCGCCGCCGCGGAAGGAGCGCUGGGACGAUGCGGGCCCGGCCGCCUCCCUGCCCGCCGGCGCCCCCGGGCCGGGCCCCGAGGCCGACCCGCAGUGGUCGCCGCCCGACUUCCGAGAGGGCCAAGGGCACGAGCACAGGAACCAGGCCUUCGAAGCGAGGCCGCGGGAGCGGUUUGAAGCGGGACCCAAGGAGAGGCCGGCGGACGAGCCCGAGGCGCAGACGGCCGACGGGCGCCCGGGCCGGGCCUGCGAGGAGCGGCGGCGCGAGCGGGAGCACGGCCGGCCCUGGGAGCGCGAGCGCGGCCGGGGCUGGGGCCGCGAGCGGGACUGGGUGAGGCACCGCGACAAGGACGGCGGCAGAGAGUGGGAGCGGCCCAGGGACAGGGCCGCGAGCCGGGACAAGGAGUGGGACCGGAGCCGGGAGAGGAGCCGGAACCGGGAUCGACGGCGCGACCGGGACAGGUCUCGGAGCCGGGAGCGGGACCGCGAGCGGGCGCGGGACAAGGACAGAGACCCGCGGGAGCGCGGCCGGGACCGCAAGGACCGCAGCAAGAGCAAGGAGAGCGGCCGCGACCCGAAGGCCGAGGCGCCCCGGGCCCCCGUGGCGGGCAGCGCAGCCCCCGCGCAGGCCUAGGCCGGGGGUCUCCAGCGGGCAGUGGCCUGGGUGAAGGUGGCCUGUUCCGGAUUUCAAAACACGACUGUAACUUUGUGUAUGAUGGUUUCUUAAUGGAAUUUCACACCUUUACAAUUCUGAUGCUUUUUUAAAAACUAAGAACUCAGUAUUUCCAUUCAAAAUUACAGCAAUGGGAAAGUAUCACUAAAAGCAUAUUGCUUUUUCAGAUUAUAAAGCUAUCUUUUCCAAGAACCUGACUGUUGAAAAUGUUAAGGGACUGUCCGUGGACCUUAGAGCCAUACCUUUACUGACAUCGCAUCUGCAUUUCUGUGUUCAAAAGGCUGGUUUUCCCUUUUUCCCGUCUGUCACGUGCUGUCAGAGGAGCCCCCUGCUGCCUUCGGGUUGGGUUACCAUGGGGGGCUGCAUUCGUUUCUGGCCUGAUUAAGGGAGAGCAGUGUUACUACUUUGUAUCUGGAAGGAUGAAACACACAAAAUUUGUAAGUGCAUUUUUCUUGUCAUAAGGAACUUUGAAUUACAAAUUUCAACCAGGAAACAAAAACACAUUUUCGUUUUGCUCAGUUUUUAUGUAUUGCCUUAGAAUUUUUUUUUUUCAAAAACAUGAUUAAAAGCAACAUAUGUCCAAACAGAAACAGUUGCGUUUUAAAUGACAAUUUAUUGAAAAAUGUCUAAAUUUUACCAGCCUAAAGAAAAUGAGAAAAUAAACCAAGUAAGUAUACUUUAAGGGGGCGGGGGAGGUUCUUUGAUUUGAAUAAUCAGGAACAUUUUGUUUGUAGAAUUUUGCCUUCUGAGCAGUUCUUCCUUUAUCCCAGGAAAGGUGCACUAAGCUUUAAACUGUUAUAUGUGUCAGAUGAGAAAUUUAAAAGUCUGUCAUUGAGAAUGGAACAAUAUUUGUAUAAAGUCUGAGAUGGAAAAUAGUGAUACUAGUUCAAGAACUACAAACUACGUAGAAAGCGUUCACUGUGAAAUACAGUAUACUGCUUCUUGUCAUGUAUUUUUCAAGUACUUCUGAAGUGUGAAAUAGAGAAAACGUUGCUAAUUUAUUUGACUGUACAAAUACACUUUGAUAAUUUUUUAUAUUUUCAUAAAAUUACUUUUGCAAAUGUAAAAUUAGAGGAUUUCAUUUGUCCUUUGAACUCUCUUCCAUUAUACAUCACUACAGUUUUUCACUUUAUAGCACAAAUUUCUAAGUUGCGAGAGCCCAGCAGUGUGGGGUGGCGGCCGUGUGGACCGAGGGCUGCAGGCUGCACCCCGUUGAAGUGGGGUUGUGCUCCAACAUCUAAUAUGAUGUGAAGGUUUUUUACAUAUAAAACAAAGUUUUCUAAUUUAAAUACAUAAAUGUAAAAAAUCAAGUAUGUUUCCUUAAGUUUACUUGAUAGAAAUUUCUGUAAAUUGUAUUUUAUAUUGCAGAGUAUAUCACUGUACAUUAAAACAUGGAACUUCGUAGGUUUUGUUACUUGGAGUAGAAUAAACAUCUACGGAACAUUUUGUCUUGUUCUGUCCUUCCUUA